Hippocampus zosterae (dwarf seahorse) is the source of this 1233-nucleotide messenger RNA. It is a transcript of the gene arl1, whose product is annotated as ADP-ribosylation factor-like 1. The coding region runs from base 123 to 668 and encodes 181 amino acids. Gene Ontology annotation, molecular function: GTP binding; GTPase activity. Gene Ontology annotation, biological process: vesicle-mediated transport; intracellular protein transport. The transcript is spliced from 6 exons. NCBI's taxonomy places the organism in Eukaryota, Metazoa, Chordata, Actinopteri, Syngnathiformes, Syngnathidae. The record is from RefSeq and is a predicted model, not a curated record. Gene Ontology annotation, cellular component: Golgi apparatus; cytoplasm.
GUCACAAAGUGAAAAAGCGGAAGGAAGCUUACGCUGGGGAGCGGUGACGUCAUCCAAUACACGUCACCACACGGAAGCUUUCAGAUCCAACCUGCGAGACGCUUCCUUUGGUCUGAUCAAAAAUGGGUGGCUUCUUCUCCAGUAUCUUCUCGGGCCUGUUUGGAACCAGGGAAAUGAGGAUUCUCAUCCUGGGUUUGGAUGGUGCAGGGAAAACCACCAUUUUGUACCGUCUGCAGGUUGGGGAGGUGGUCACCACAAUCCCAACAAUCGGCUUUAACGUGGAGACCGUAACAUACAAAAACCUGAAGUUCCAGGUGUGGGAUCUGGGAGGCCAGACGAGUAUCCGGCCAUACUGGCGGUGCUACUACUCCAACACAGACGCCGUCAUCUACGUUGUCGACAGCAGCGACCGUGACCGAAUGGGCAUCUCCAAGUCUGAGCUUGUGGCUAUGUUGGAGGAGGAGGAGCUGAAGAAGGCCAUCCUUGUCGUGUUUGCAAACAAGCAAGAUAUGGAACAGGCAAUGACACCGGCCGAGGUGGCCAACGCACUGGGCCUCCCUGCCCUCAAAGAUCGGAAGUGGCAGAUCUUCAAGACCUCGGCGACCAAAGGCACGGGCUUGGAUGAAGCUAUGGAGUGGCUAGUGGAUUCGCUGAAGAGUCGGCAGUAGAACAGAGGGGAAAAAAAAGACGACGAUGACACGUGCCCCCCCAGACCCUUUUUUUUUGUAAAUAUCCUUCUGUAUAAAACCUUGUGACUGACCUCGCUUCCCAUGUACUCCGGCCAAACCUGGGACUGAAAAGCAGAGGCCUCGUUUUCUAUUGUCUGCGUGAAAAGCAUUGUUCAGAGGGCAGCGGUGGUCAAGGUUACACUUCCUACUUUCAAAUCAAUCAAAGUUGGGUGCCUUUGGUCGGAUUCAUUCACUCCCAUCACCCUCAGAAGGCUUGUGCGUGUCAAACGAGCAAGAAACGCGAUGACACUUUGCUAGGAGGCACCGCAUAGCCGAUUCUUUACACACUAAUGGACCACGGAGUGUUAUUUAAAUCUCUUUUUGUACAUGAGUGAAUUGAUUUGCCUGUCGUCGCACCACCAUUUCUAUUGUCGACAUAGUUAAAAUUAUGCCCCCCCCCCAUGGAUUGCAGAGUACAGUUUGAUUCAAAUUGAAUGGCUGCAUAUUUAUAACUGCUUGUACAGUGAAAAUGAUUCCCAGUAAAGACUUUUGGUGAUUGUAACAA